AUGGUCUCCAUCCUCUCCAACUUCAGCACUCUCUACCAGCUCGCGCGUCAAUCGUCUCUCUUCCGGGCGAAGGGCAGCGCGCUCGUGCGCCACGUGCGCAUCGAGCGCGAGCUCGGCAUCCUCGUCCUCAAGUCGGCUGCUGGUGCUAAGAUCAUCAAGCCGCCCGCGGACCAGCUUGUCUCGAUUCUUGGCCGCGCAACGCGCGUCGACAUGGGCCCCGGCCUAACCGAGGCGGACACUGAGCUCUUCCGCCUCGCGAAGCCGCAGGAGAGCCGCUGGCUGUGCAUGGGCGACGUGUGUACCGGCUCGUCGCCGACUACAGUCCUCAUCGUCUCGCACAUCGGACACGGCAAGCAGACCAUCGACCUCCGCGACACCCAGCGCCUCGUCGUCAACAUCCAGCCUGCGGCCAAGUAUGGCCUGCGCCACGACACGGACUCGAUCCGCCCGCCCGUCGGCGCGACGUUCCUCGGCGCCAUGCCCGCGCACGUCGUGAUCCUCCCCGAGUCCCCGAAGGAGCGGUGCAAGGACAUCACGGCGCAGGUCGCGAUGCUGUACACGUCUGCGAUCUACUUCUUCCUCUCGGCUGUGAAGGACCGCAGCGACGCCGACGUGCGCUGUAUCGGCCUGCCUCCCGCCGUCAUGCGCGAGUUCAAACUCACGUUCGACAAGCUCCGCCAGCACUUUGAAAAGGUCAUGGAGCAGAUUGAGCACGAGCUCGACUACCUCGGCAACAAGAAGCUGGAGCAGACCGAGAUCCUCCUGGACAUGCUGGCCCGGGUCAAGCUCGUCCCGUGGGAGGCGUAUGCGAACGAGCUGUCCGAGGACCAGCUCGCGUUCGAGAACACGUGCUGCCUCAAGUGUUUCGGAUACGGCCCGCGCAUGUGCGUCGCGUGUACUGAGGACGCGGAGAUUGCCGCGAAGUGA
Messenger RNA from Trichosporon asahii var. asahii CBS 2479, 927 nucleotides. RefSeq lists its product as uncharacterized. NCBI's taxonomy places the organism in Eukaryota, Fungi, Basidiomycota, Tremellomycetes, Trichosporonales, Trichosporonaceae. The coding region runs from base 1 to 927 and encodes 308 amino acids. The record is from RefSeq and is a predicted model, not a curated record. The transcript has a single exon.